CUGCUCUUACAGUAAAUAUUUGUGUUUGCUCAACCGGCUGUAAUGGUGGACGACUGAGGCUGAAAAGAGAGGACUAAAACCACGAAAUAUUGUUUUUAAUCGACAACACGCCUUGCCGCGAGUAGGACUAAAGCUUCGGCGAAGAUGGAUGAACUCAAACAUCAAGUUAUGAUUAACCAGUUUGUCCUGACGGCCGGGUGCGCGGCGGAUCAGGCGAAGCAGCUUUUGCAAGCCGCACAUUGGCAAUUUGAGACUGCCCUCAGUGCCUUUUUCCAAGAAACAAAUAUUCCAUACGGCCAUCAUCAUCAAAUGAUGUGCACCCCCGCCAACACGCCAGCCACGCCUCCCAACUUCCCGGACGCUCUGACCAUGUUCUCGCGUCUGAAGGCGUCGGAGAGCUUCACCAGCAGCAGCCCCAUGGGCCUGGCCUCCAUGGCGACAUCCCCGCCUCCGCAGGCCUCCUGGGGAGCGGCGCCCCCCAACGCGCCCCCGCAGGGACUCUGGACUCAGGGGCAGCCCCCCUCGCAGCCGCUCCACCCGCCCGCCUGGCCCGCGGGGGUCAACAUGGGCCCCCACCCACACGUAGCCUCCGAGCAGAAGGCUAGUGUCGCCAUGGAGGCAGAGAGAUGAGGGGCCAGGACUGAUUGGCCUCGUCUGGGGAGGAGGGGAGGGAGGGAGGGAGGAAAGUCGGGGAGGAGCGGCGAGGAGUGGACUAUCUUCUCUUUUUUCGAAACUGAGAGGAUGGAUAGUCGGGAUAGGUGGAUGGUGAGAGGGGCGAGAGAGCUACACAAACCAAGAAAAACCAAGCAACUACUACAUGGACAAUUGAUGAGGAGAAUGAAGUGGAAAAACAUCAGUUAAAAAACGAUGAUAAAAAAAAAUGUAUAAAGGAACGCGCACACAUAGUAAUAAGAACAAGAGCAGCAGAAGUCUUUGUUAGUCUUGAUUCUCUCAGUAUAAUAAUAGAUAAGAGAAUUGUAGGAACUAAGAAUCGUCAUGCCCAAGGAUAUUUCAUGUUCUCUGAAACAAGGACAUCAACGGCAGCAAGAUCUUUUUUUUCGUCUUCUAUUCCUUAUGUUCAUCCAGUGCUUUUCACGACUGGAAACCUUGUGUCGAGAAGCGUUGGUGCCGCAGAGUGCGAGGAAGCAGUUAUAUAUGUUAUCUUAGUAUAUUCACAAGCGGGUGUGUGCGCGUGUGAGCAGUCUAUAAUGAUGUCACACGCGCGCGCCCGCACAGACACGAGCAUACUUCAGCUAGCGGAUGGGAGAAAACGGCAGCCCUUAGCUCUGUGGCUUGUCUGCAUAAUGCCACUAUCAUCCCUCUGCCGUUACUAAUGUUUACGUCACUCAGCGUUGGCCUCCGUUGAGGCGGAUCUAAGGCCAAGUUAGCAUGUGUUAGCAUUAGCCUGCCUGGGGCUGAGGAAAUGGUGUCUAGUACUAAAAUAUAGAUUUUUUUUUCCAGUUUCUUUUUGUGGACAGCAUUAUUCAGCUGGUUUCAGAAGUCUUUAGAGCCAUCAUGGCACAGAGGAGCCAUGGAGUGUUAUUAGAGGUGGAAGGUUUGAUUAGAAGUAGAGAUUAAAUCACAGUGGCGGUAGAGGAAUGGCAGUGGCAGCAUGCCCUUGGUGGAUCUGGGACAUCAGGACAAACACAAACAUCCGGUAUUUUCAACCUCAUACUAAAGGUGGGACCUUUCUUACCUCACCCGGUGGUCACCUGGACAUCUUUCAGCCAAUCAGGGAUUCUCAACCGUUGUUGAUAGCAACACAGGACAUUUUUUUAGGACAAGUUUUACUAAAGGCAUAAGCGCUGAUGUUCAUGGCAAACCGCUUUGCUUUCAAUUGACUGAUGAAAAACGACUGUCUACGGCAAUGGUUGUACAGGUUUGGGUAUUAUUAUAAAAUCAUGGUUUGAUAUAAUAUAGUUUCUUUCAUUUUCUUGUGAGGGGGGCUGAAAAGAGGCUUUGAAAGUGGGUGGGAUUUUCUGAUUGUUUUGUGGGGAAGGGCCAAUCAAAGCAGCUAUUUAUGAAAACAAAAAGCUUCAGAAAAAAACAACCAACCUAGUCCAUACUUGUGGACUCUUUGUAAGCGGACUGCCACUUUGCAUGAUGUGUUUCAUCGACUGUACCAUGUUUUGUAGCAUAUUUCCAUGAGAAGCCAGCCGUACUGGCUCCACAGGACUCCUGGUCUGGGUCAAACCCGUCACACCUUCUGACUUUGGUUUCACCUGUUUGAGUUCACCCACGGAGAUGAGACUUUAUGUCACAAAAGAGCAAAACUGGGGUUGUAAUUAAGUUCACUGCAAUCCUUGGAAGUAUUUGAUCUACUGUAUUUGUCGACCCCCCCCCCCCCCCCCCCCCCCCCCCCCCCCCCCCCCCCCCCCCUCAGAGUGGUAGGUCAGAGAGGUAGUACAGCCGGCUACAUGUGUGUGGGGGUGGUGCGGGGAUAGACAUGGAGCACUGCUAAACAGAGUAAUAAGAGACUCUGAUUUAAGGCAAUAUGUUAAUGCAGGGUGCAUGAGCACCUUUCAAUUGUUCGCUUCUGGUUUCGGAAGAUUAUUUUGAAUUUGAUAAAAGAGGGAAAAAAGGACAAAAACAUUAUGAACAUUAGCUGGAACUUUUUGGGGGAAGUGACAGUGAGGACUUGGAUGAGGACCCUUUCCCACGAAGAUACAGGAAAUCCAGAUUUUGACGAGUAACCCUAUUUCUUUUUUUAUUUGACUAAAAUAAUGUUUCAUCCCUUUUGCAUCCUCCUUCACUGUCUCUGGACUGGGAGCCCCUCGGAACUGGCUGUUUCUGCCUGUUCCUGGUGCCUGUUUUCCCUCUGUAUGACUGUAUACCAUUCCCACAAUAUUUGUGGACUACCUGAUAAUUAACUUAUCAUUUUUUGUGUUCCUAAAUAAAUAUUGUAUGUCGA
Molecule: messenger RNA, 2911 nt
Organism: Hypomesus transpacificus
Lineage: Eukaryota; Metazoa; Chordata; Actinopteri; Osmeriformes; Osmeridae
Gene: ubald1a
Product: UBA-like domain containing 1a
Exons: 3
Coding region: 145-630 (161 amino acids)
Molecular function (GO): protein binding
Source: RefSeq, a predicted model, not a curated record